Molecule: messenger RNA, 2511 nt
Organism: Rana temporaria (common frog)
Lineage: Eukaryota; Metazoa; Chordata; Amphibia; Anura; Ranidae
Gene: CHRM1
Product: cholinergic receptor muscarinic 1
Exons: 5
Coding region: 477-2042 (521 amino acids)
Biological process (GO): G protein-coupled receptor signaling pathway, coupled to cyclic nucleotide second messenger; saliva secretion; cognition
Cellular component (GO): dendrite; synapse; plasma membrane
Molecular function (GO): G protein-coupled acetylcholine receptor activity; G protein-coupled serotonin receptor activity
Source: RefSeq, a predicted model, not a curated record
GGGCAAAUGAAGAAGUUGGCGUGCUGUGCGAGUCUUGGAAAGUCGCUGUCACUGUAUAUAGGGCAUUGAGCAGCAGCGAACAUCACGAUCCUAUAUAUCCAGGGACAGCGCUAGCUUGCUGUACACACAUACCUAUACAUGCAGUCACCUCUAUGGGAAUACCGGCACCUAUGGGAUUAUAACUUCCGACAACUUUGCCUCGCUGAUUGCCAAGCAUUUACGACAAAUUUAAACACAAGAAUUCUUCACUGUUGGUAAAACAAAGAUCAGCAUUGGUCUCUUGAUCUACUUGUGAAAGAGGAAAGAUCGCCUGAGAUUCAAGCAGAAAGGUUUCAGUCUAAUUCUGAGUGGGACCCGGUUCUGAGCAAAGCCCGAGAGGAUUACAAGAGACACUUCAUAAGGAUUUUACUGCUGUGGUGUGGAUUUGAAAGGCUGGGAUAAAAGUAACCCUCAACCAAGCUUCUUAGGAAGAUGUCAUGUUAGCCUUUCAUCAGAAUGCUGGGCAAGAAUCGGUGACUACCUGGCUUCUAAUCAUGAACAAUACUACCAUUGACCCGCUGACCACAAAUUCUACAGAGCCACCAUACCCUAACCCAUUUGGAGCACAUGCCAUCUGGGAGGUGGUGUUAAUUGUCAUUACAACAGGAAUCCUUUCAUUCAUCACAGUGGUUGGAAAUGUACUGGUUUUCCUGGCUUUCAAAGUGAACAGUGACCUAAAAACUGUCAACAACUACUUCAUUCUUAGUUUAGCCGUUGCUGAUGUCAUCAUUGGUUUAAUAUCAAUGAAUUUAUAUACCACCUACAUUAUAAUGGGACGCUGGGCGCUUGGCAAUGUUUCCUGUGACCUGUGGUUGGCACUAGAUUAUGUUGCAAGCAAUGCUUCUGUAAUGAACUUGCUCAUUAUUAGCUUUGACCGUUAUUUUUCUAUAACUCGGCCCCUAACAUAUAGGGCUAAGAGAACACCAAGACGAGCUGCCAUCAUGAUUGGAUUAGCAUGGAUUAUCUCUUUCAUCUUGUGGGCACCUGCUAUAUUAUGCUGGCAGUAUAUUGUGGGGGAGAGGACAGUGGAGCCUGGUGCAUGUUACAUUCAGUUCUUGUCAGAACCCACUAUUACAUUUGGCACUGCCAUUGCUGCCUUCUAUCUACCAGUUACUAUCAUGAUUAUACUGUAUUGGAGGAUUUAUAGAGAGACAGAGAACAGAAGCAGGGAGCUGGCAGGCCUGCAGGGUUCUGAGACAGAAAACAUUGUCCGGCCCGUGGGCAGUGUCAGAAGUGGCAGUAGCAGUGGCAUGGGAGAAUCGGAACGGUUACCAAGAUCACAGACAUCUGUGCCAAGGGUGAGGAGAACUUGCUGUUUUCCUAAUAGACUUGCUGCCAGCCCAUCACUCAGAAGCUAUCCUCAGCAUAAAAGUAAUGGAAGCUGGAAUACCAUGGAAGAUGCUGCUUCUGCAGAUUCUGUGUCCUCUUCCUCUGAUGGAGAUGAAAACCCCUAUGAGAUGAAAAGCAUUUGCUCUGCUGUUAUGCGAUUACCUAUGGUCAGCUCUGUAGUUGGGACACCCACAGGUUCACGUGGUUCUAAUGAUACUCUUGGAAGAGGGGACACUGAAAAUGAAGCCAAUGGAGGAAAGCAGGAGGUAUCUAGGAAACCGUCCAAGUCCCAGGCCUUAGCUUUACCAUCAACUAUUAUUAAAGCCAAAAUUGAUAAAACCCGACAUGGAAAGAGGAAAAGCAAUUCACUCAUUAAAGAAAAGAAGGCAGCAAAGACUCUAAGUGCUAUAUUGUUGGCAUUCAUUUUGACAUGGACUCCUUAUAAUAUUAUGGUGCUAGUGUCCACAUUCUGCAAGGACUGCAUUCCAACUAAACUAUGGGAGUUGGGUUACUGGCUAUGCUAUGUGAACAGUACUGUCAACCCAAUGUGUUAUGCACUCUGCAAUCGCUCCUUCAGGCGUACCUUCAAAAUGCUCCUACUUUGCCGCUGGGACAAACGCAAAUGGAGAACUCACAGACACCAAGCAGCUUUUUUCAGGACCCCAUCACAGUGAUUGGGACAGAUAUUAUACUGAUGGACACAAGUUCUGCUGUCCAAACCUAAGAAGACGUGAAGUCCCCUGUAUGUGUGGCUGAGUGGACUAUGAGGAACGCACAAUUCCUAGAAACAAAAUGGGGACAAGAAGGAAAGAGCAACAAUUUCUGCCCUUUUACUGGGACAUUAUCAAAUAUCCAACUGACAUUUUCCUUGAUGAAGUCUGACUGUCUUGGGCUUUAACACGUCUUGUAUAUGUUAUUUCGAACUAUGGAAAGGAAGAGAGUCUAGGGAAGGCUGGUCUAACCCUUUCAGGAAAGAUAUUCCCUUUUCUUGUUAGGGUGUAUCGCCUGAUGUGCCAAACCAAACAAAGGCAGUCCAAAGAGCAUGAUAUGGUUUUUUACUGUUUACAAAAAAAAGUUUGUGGGAAGGGCUGUGUAUUUAUUAUAAACUCAACUAAAUAAAAACAGAUUCGCAUUAGCACAUAA